This is a messenger RNA of Triticum aestivum (bread wheat), 633 nucleotides long. Its product is annotated as 36.4 kDa proline-rich protein-like. NCBI's taxonomy places the organism in Eukaryota, Viridiplantae, Streptophyta, Magnoliopsida, Poales, Poaceae. The transcript has a single exon. The record is from RefSeq and is a predicted model, not a curated record. Bases 51 to 482 code for a protein of 143 amino acids.
CGACCCCCGUUUAUCCAACGCCAACUCCGGUGGCCCCAACAGCGACUCCUAUGAUACCACCAUCACCAUCCCUUGUGACUCCGAUGCCAGCACCAACCCCUGUCUCUCCAACGCCAAUCCCGGUGGCCCCAACACCGACCCUCGUGAUGCCGCCAGCACCCACCCCUGCGACUCUGACGCCACCCCCAGCCCCGGCCCCAGCGCCGGCUACAUCGACCGGCAAGUGCCCCGUGGACACACUGAAGCUACUUGCGUGCGUGGACGUGCUCAAUGGGCUGUUGCACGCGGUGAUCGGCAGUAGCGCCAGGAAUACAUGCUGCCCGCUGCUGUCCGGCGUUGCCGACCUCGACGCUGCUCUCUGCCUUUGCACCACCAUCAAGGUCAAGGCCCUCAACAUCAACCUCAUGCUGCCCAUCGCCAUCGAGGUGCUCGUCAACCAGUGCGGCAAGAGAGUGCCGAAAGACUUCCGCUGCCCUAAUUAAGCUCCAUAGAUUACUAUAUGUACUAUCAGUAUCACCUGCAUAUGAAUGUGAUACAUGCAUUAAAUUCUCUUGUGUGAUCACACAGGUGACAUAUCGAAGUGUAAUAAUCUAUAUGUACAUGGAUUUGCAGCUCUGACUCGCUACUUGUGAC